AUGAUCCUACGAGAGAAAAAAAAUGCUAUUAUUAAACCCAGUGCUACGAAAUUAUUUCCUUAUUUUAAAUGUAUAAAGGGAGGCUGUCAUGGAUACACUUUUACUCUUUAUCUUGACCACUGCCUUUUUUUCUUGAUUCAAGGGUUUUUUUUUAAUUUGAAAAAAGAGAAAUUCAAGGAUAUACUAGAAAAUGUGUUGAAUACCGGGGAAUUAUCCUAUUUUUUUUUUUUUUUUAUAAUCCAGCCAAGAAUUAUAAGCCCCACCAAAAAAAAAAAAAAAAGUUUUAUAAGCUAUCCUUUUCAUAACAGUGUUUGGAUAUCAUGAGGCUUCGCACAAUAACACAUAUAAAGCGUAUGUAUUUUCUUUUAAUAUUUUCUUCUUUUUUAAUAAAAAUCACUUACCCUUUUUUUUUUGAUAUAUCAUUGAAAAAAUCUUUACUUUUUUUUUCAAACAACUUGCUAAAAAUAUACAAUUAUAAAAAAAUGGGUCAAUAUAAAUGUUGUU
Molecule: messenger RNA, 504 nt
Organism: Mucor mucedo
Lineage: Eukaryota; Fungi; Mucoromycota; Mucoromycetes; Mucorales; Mucoraceae
Exons: 3
Coding region: 1-324 (107 amino acids)
Source: RefSeq, a predicted model, not a curated record